AAACACGGCGAGGACAAAGCAAGAUGGCGUCUGACGGUGAAGACGUUAUUGCAGUCGUCACAGUUCAGUGUUCUUAAUCUGUGCCUCCAUGUACACAUAUAUGUCCUUUAUUAGACUCUUGUAAAUAGAGUAAACAUCGUUAAUAACUGUUUGCAUCCGGUUAUAUUAGUCUGAGCGCACUUUGAUGCUUCUCGAGCUAGCUUAGCCUGCUAGUUAGCUUAGCUUGUUAGCUGCUAACAAAGAGAGGCGGAAGUGAUCAAAACACAUCGCUAAGUAGAGAUCAAGUGUGAGUGUAAAGUGUUGUGAUUGUGUGAAAAUGUGCCAAAGAACCACAGCAGAGUACGAGGAGGAACUUUGUCCAACAAAAGAGGAGAAGGAGCGACAACAUGAAAAACAUCAAGUUGUGUUACACAGAACAGACAUCCAUCAGCUGAUUGAACACCAAGAAGAAUGUCUCCCUCAUCUGCAGGGGGACAGUUUCACUUUAGAGUAUCCACAGCCCUCACAUUUUAAAGGGGACAAAGAUGAGCCACAGCCCUCUUAUUUCAAAGAGGAAGAGGAGGGAGAGUGUCCUGUAGGGCAGGAGGAGGCUGAUGUCAGCAAGUUUCCACUGACUGUUGUCUCUGUGAAGACUGAAGAGCAUGAAGACAAACCACCUGAGUCCUCACAGCUUCAUCACAGUCCAAUACUCUACACAGCACCCAGCAUUGUCCCACCCACACAACCAUCUGAUUGGUUACAGACAGAGCAGUAACAGCCAAUCAGCAGUGUGUGUCAUGAGCAGACGUCGAAGAAGAACCUCUACCCCGUGAGCAGGAGGAACCACGGUCCCCCCACAUACGUGAGGAAGAAGAGGUACCACAUUCCCAACACAUUAGAGAGGGAGGAGAGGAGCCACACACCCAUAAUGUUAAACUGACCCUUCACAUUAAAGGGCAAGCGGAGGACCCACUGAUCUUACACAUCAAAAAUGAAGAGGAGGACCCACUGACCCCUCACUUUAAGGAGCAAGAGAACCUGCUGACCCCUCACAUUAAAAAGGAAGAGGAGGACCAAGAGCCACCGCACAUUAGAGAGGAAGAGGAGGAAGAGGGCAUCAGUCAGCCUAAAUGGUUGGAGGAGUUCCCAGUGACUGGUGUCCCUGUGAAGAGUGAAGAUGAUGAGGUGAAAGGUGAAAGUGAGGAGAGGGGAGGGGGGGAGCCUCCAAGCAGCAGCUCAACACAACACAUGACAACAGAAGCUGAUGGAGACCACUGUGGAGGAUCACAAGCAGACAAGCUCUUAGCUCCACUAUCAGAUAGUGAGGACACAACGUCACACUCUCCUGACACUGAUGAUGAAGACUCUAAAGAUGAUAAGACAUGUCACACUGACAACACUCACUUCACAUGUCCUCACUGUCACAAAACCUUUAAAUACCAUUGUAGUCUGAAAGUACACAUGAGAACACACAUUGGAGAAAAACCUUUUUCUUGCUCAGUAUGUGGUGAAGGUUUUGUUCGAAGUGAACAUUUGAAAGUACACAAGAGAACACACACUGGUGAAAAACCUUUUGUCUGUUCAAUAUGUGGUAAAGGUUUUGCACACAGUAACAAUUUAAAAAGACACAUGAGAACAGACACAGGUGAAAAACCUUUUUUCUGUUCAACCUGUGGUAAAGGAUUUACACAAAGUACAGAUGUGAAAGUCCACAUGAGAACACACACUGGUGAAAAAGCUUUUUCCUGUUCAACCUGUGGUAAAUGUUUUACACAAAGUCUGAGUUUGAAAAGACACAUGAGAACACACACUGGUGAAAAACCUUUUUCCUGUUCAAUCUGCAACAGAAGCUUUGGUGAACGAUCAAGCCUUGUAGCACACAUGAGAAGACACCCGGGAGAGAAAGUGUUGAGUUGCAGUGUGUGUGGUGAAAGAUUGUCUUCUAAGUACCAGUGUAAGAAACACAAGUGUGCUGGUGAGAACAGCAGCAGCAAAUGAAACUGCAGGAUUUGAAAUAAACUGUCCAGACUUUCAUUUUGACUUUCUAACAACAUCAGCACAUAUAACAUGUGUGACAUUCAGAGGUGGGUAGAGUAGCCAGAAAUUGUACUCAAGUAAGAGUGCUGUUACUUUAAAGAUUUAUUACUCAAGUAAAAGUAAGGAGUAGUCACCCAAAUAUUUACUUGAGUAAAAGUAAAAAAGUAUGUUGUGAAAAAACUACUCAAGUACUGAGUAACUGAUGAGUAACCUGUUUGUUUAAUGAUUACGGCAACAAAUAAUGCACAAAAACAUAAAAAUAGCAAUGAGCAAAUUCAGAGCCAGGAAUAUCUCUUAAGCAACUAAAACAAUAAUAUGUAUUAAAUAAUAGUACAUUAAAAUAAAAUUUAAAAAAUGGCACAUUGAGCCACAAUAACUUAACAGCACCAUAGCCUCAGUAGGCAUUCAUUGAUUUGAUUGAUUGAUUGAUUGAUUGAUUUAUUGAUUGAUUGAAACUUGUAUUAGUAGAUUGCACAGUACAGUACAUAUUCUGUACAAUUGACCACUAAAUGGUAACACCACAAUAAGUUUUUCAACGUUUAUCAAUUACUUAGUAAAUGACCAAGUCGAGGUGAUCUACCUCAUAUAUACAUAUACAUACACACACAUAACAUUUAUACACACACAUAACAUUCAUACACACACAUAACAUUCAUACACACACAUAUUAUAUAUAUAUACAGUAUAUAAGUAAUAUGUAUAUAUGUAUAUAUAUACACAUUUAUAUAUACAGUAUAUAAUUUAUAUUUAUUUAUUUUGCCGUUUUUGUUGACAUGUUGAAGGUGUUUUAAUGAAUAUACAUGCAUGUUUAACAUAUAGAUUCCUAUCUUUCAUGAAGACAAGAAUAUAAGUUGGUGUAUUACCUGAUUCUGAUGACUUGCAUUGAUUGGAAUCAGACGUCCACGUUUUCAAAUGGAGGAGAAAAAAAGUUCCUCCUUCCUGUCUAAUACCACACGAAAGUCGUUGGUUUUUGGCAUCUUAUUUGUCCAGCUUCCAUAUUCGUUUUUAUACACUUUACAAGAAAUACAUUGGCGGCAAUCUCCGUUGCUUGCUAGCUCGUUUGCGCUGGCUUUCGGAGACUCUUAUUUUUUUAACGCAGGCGCGAUGGAGCAGCGCUUUUAUUGUGAAGACAGGAACUGUGCGAUCAGUCUUUAGGCCUUUGACGGGAAGUACGGUUGAAAUAAAAAGUGUCUUUUUUCUUUACAGUUUUGAUUGAUUGAUUGAAACUUGUAUUAUUAGAUUUCACACUACAGUUCAUAUUCCGUCCAAUUGACCACUAAAUGGUAACACCCCAAUAAGUUUGUCAACACGUUCAAGUCGGGUUUUACGUAUCACGGUCAUGUGACCACCUGGCUCUGUUUGAUUGGUCCAACGUCACCAGUGACUGCAUGUGAUUGGUGAAACGCAGGCAUGUGUAGUUCCUACUUUGAAGCUCUGUCAUUAACCAAAAUAAACAUUAAUAGAUCCAUAAAAAAAAGUAGCGAGUAGCGAGCUUAAUGUAGAUAAAUGGAACGGAGUAAAAGUAGCGUUUCUUCUCUAUAAAUAUACUGAAGUAAAAGUAUGUUGCAUAAAAACUACUCGUAGAAGUACAAUUUAUCCCAAAAGUUACUCAAGUAAAUGUAACGGAGUAAAUGUAACGCGUUACUACCCACCUCUGGUGACAUUGUUGUUUGAGUAACAAUAUUUUUAAUGUGCUUCUACAUUUAUAGAUUAGAUAUUUUAUAUUAGUGCUAUUUUAAGUCUAGCACAUGCCUUAAUAUGCAACAAUGUGUACUUUUAUUAAAAAAAAAUGAAAGAACAAUUUGAGUAAAAAGGUGAGAGUAAACAGUACGAGACUUAUUUUACAUGGAAAAAACAUUUUGUGUGUAUGUACACACACACACGCGCACACAUACACACACACACACACACACACAUAUAUAUAUAUAUAUAUAUAUAUAUAUAUAUACAUAUAUAGAUAGAUUUCGUCAUGCAAUUUCAGAUUUAUAUGAAAUAUUGAAGUAUUACAUAUUUGUAUUUGUAAUUGUUGAUAACCCCAUAGAUUAUCACCUUUAUAUGAUAUACAUAUGUACUGGUUCACAUCUGAAACAUCUUCUGGACCACUUCAGGAAGCAUAUUAUUAUUUACUUUAUACAUCAUUUGAACAGUUGUCUUUUAUACAAUUUUAAAAUGUGUGACUUUAUGAAUCAUUUGUUGGUUCUCUAUAAUCUAUUUUAUUCAUUAUCGUUAUUACUCUGUAUUAUAAUGAUUGUGUUGUGAUUGUUUUAUAAGUAUGUCCCCUGACCUUUAUGCAAUAUAAAUGUGAAAGGAUGUUUUUUUUUUUACAAACUUACAUUUGUGGAUACAUCAAAUAAAUCCAGUAUUGUGUUUUAAACAUUUUUUAUGUGUUUUUUUUUUUUCUUUUUCAACAUCCCCAAAACAACAUCAAUAUCAGUCAAAGUUUGGAGUGUCAGACAAAAGCCAAUAUUGUACAUCAUCCCACAGAGAUUUACUUUGCAUACAUUCUUAAAAUAAACUGUUUAUUUUGUUUCC
Nerophis ophidion (straightnose pipefish) is the source of this 4548-nucleotide messenger RNA. RefSeq names its product oocyte zinc finger protein XlCOF8.4-like. Bases 317 to 754 code for a protein of 145 amino acids. Lineage: Eukaryota; Metazoa; Chordata; Actinopteri; Syngnathiformes; Syngnathidae. The transcript is spliced from 4 exons. Gene Ontology annotation, biological process: regulation of transcription by RNA polymerase II. Gene Ontology annotation, molecular function: DNA-binding transcription factor activity; RNA polymerase II cis-regulatory region sequence-specific DNA binding. The record is from RefSeq and is a predicted model, not a curated record.